UUUAAACCACAACAAUUUAUCAAUUGUUUUCUUAUGCCGCACAAGAAUCAAGAAAGUAAUUGAGAAGUCAGUGCGUCCAUUGUUCUCCCCAUUAGCGCGGGACGCCGUUGUGGUUCACAGUCCUCCCAUACAAUACGAAACAUGAUCGAUUCUUAGACGACAGAUCGAGCGAAUGGAUGUCCUUGAAAUCGAGAAAGACGACGAUGACGGGCCUCCUCCUGGAUGGGAACCCAUCACUUCGCCGCUUCCGCCACCACCGCCGCCGCCGCCGCCGCCACUUUCUUGUUCGCGCCCAUCUCGGAUUCAUGAGACCCUGGACGAAGUUUGACGACGCAUUGCAAUUUUUUUUUUUAAUACAAAUGCAAAUUUUUGCCCAUUGUUAAAAUUUCAUGAUCUUAUGAUUUUUCUUGAAUGUGAAAUCACGUUCAAGGUCUCAUCCAUUCGUGAUGGAUGAAAACCCUCAAUUGCAAAUGUUAUUUAACGUUGCUGAUAUGGCACAAAUGGUCUGUGGUACCUGCCGUCGCCUGCUUAAAUAUUUAAAGGGAGCCAUAUAUGUUCAAUGCUCUUGCUGUUCAACAGUUAACUUUGUGUUAGAAGCUCAUGAGGUUGGACAAGUUAAAUGCGGUUCUUGUGCAGUGUUGCUUAUGUACCCAUAUGGAGCAUCAUCGGUUAGGUGUUCCUCGUGUACCAGUGUAACAGAAAUUGGGGUGCAUAAUAGACGCCCACCGUGGUCUGUCCAGCAGGGGCAAGCAGCCCUUCCUACCAACUUUGUCCAGUAGAAUUUGUUCAUUUACUUGUGUUUAGGAAAGAUGUGACAUUCUCUGAAUUUUUCUUUUCCUUUGAUCGUUAAUCAGCAGGCAGAGAAGGAAAUCAAUAUUAUCAUUCAUUACUGGCAUUUUUGUUUCCUUAUUAUUAAUUAUUGAGUUUAUGUAAAGAAACUUAGGAACUGACCUUCCCAACUUCUAACAUUUUUUUAUCUCAAGUUUUUUUUUUACU
Messenger RNA from Benincasa hispida (wax gourd), 996 nucleotides. The record is from RefSeq and is a predicted model, not a curated record. NCBI's taxonomy places the organism in Eukaryota, Viridiplantae, Streptophyta, Magnoliopsida, Cucurbitales, Cucurbitaceae.